CCUCCAGGAAGAGGCGGAGUCGAGGUGAGAGAGUGAAAAGCUUAAUUCAGGAAUGGAUUUUGGAGUUUUUGGGCGCUGAAGAAAUACGGGGCCUUCCACCCGAGGGCCGCAGGAGUCGAGCCCUUGGGGCCCCGCCAGGCCCGGGACCUACCGCUGAAUAAAUCCGGUCUAGGGUGCGGCGACUCACUGGCUUCAUGGGGUCGCAGCAGCCGCCGGGGUCUCCGCUGUCUCGCGAGGAGGGUGAAGCGCCCCCGCCCGCUCCGGCUCUUGAGGGCCGGCGGAGAAGUCGCCGGGUUCGCCUUCGUGGGUCCUGCCGUCACCGACCCAGCUUUCUGGGCCGCCGGGAGCUUGCCACGAGCGCCCCAGCCGGGCCUGCACCGGCAUCCUCCGAGAUAAUGGCAUCAGCCGCUAAGGAAUUUAAAAUGGACAACUUUUCACCUAAAGCAGGCACUAGCAAAUUGCAGCAAACAGUUCCAGCUGAUGCAUCUCCUGAUUCUAAGUGUCCUAUAUGCUUGGAUAGAUUUGAUAAUGUGUCUUACUUAGAUCGCUGUUUACAUAAGUUCUGUUUUCGCUGUGUACAGGAGUGGUCAAAAAACAAAGCUGAAUGUCCACUGUGUAAACAGCCCUUUGAUUCUAUUUUCCAUUCUGUGAGGGCAGAAGAUGACUUCAAGGAGUAUGUCCUAAGGCCUUCACACAAUGGUUCCUUUGCUACUCCUGAUGUUCGGAGAUUCCGCUACCGUACAACUAUGACAAGGGAACGAAGUGCUUCUGUUUAUUCACCUAGUCGUCCCUUGAAUAGAAGAACAACAACUCCACCAGAUAGUGGAGUACUAUUUGAAGGGUUAGGCCUUUCAGCAAGAUCCAGAGAUGGUGAAAUUUCUCCAUUCAUGAGACAGAUUGCAGUGAGGAGGCCAACAACUGCAGACGAAAGAUCUUUGCGGAAAAUUCAAGAACAGGAUAUUAUUAAUUUUAGGCGAACUCUUUAUCGUGCUGGUGCUCGAGUUAGAAAUAUUGAAGAUGGUGGUCGCUACAGGGAUAUUUCAGCUGAAUUUUUCCGUAGAAAUCCAGCUUGCCUUCACAGAUUAGUCCCCUGGUUAAAACGUGAACUCACAGUUCUCUUUGGAGCUCAUGGAUCUUUGGUGAAUAUCGUCCAGCACAUCAUCAUGAGCAAUGUUACUCGUUAUGACUUGGAGAGUCAGGCAUUUGUGUCUGAUUUAAGGCCAUUUUUACUUAAUCGGACUGAGCAUUUUAUACAUGAAUUUAUCAGUUUUGCUCGAUCUCCUUUUAAUAUGGCAGCUUUUGACCAGCAUGCAAAUUAUGAUUGCCCUGCUCCUUCAUAUGAAGAAGGUAGCCAUUCUGAUUCUUCAGUCAUAACAAUAUCUCCAGAUGAAGCUGAGACCCAAGAGCUAGAUAUUAAUGUAGCCACUGUUAGUCAAGCACCAUGGGAUGAUGAAACUCCAGGGCCAUCGUAUUCAAGCUCAGAGCAGGUGCAGGCUUCCAUGUCUUCCCUUUUAAAUACUUCUGAUAGCUCAGAUGAAGAGCUUGUAACAGGAAGAGCCACAUCUCAGAUACAAGGAGUACAAAGCAAUGAAGACCUAAAUAAUGACAGUGAUUCUUCUUCAGAUAAUUGUGUUAUUGUUGGGUUUGUUAAGCCACUAGCUGAGAGGACCCCAGAACUUGUUGAACUGUCCUCUGAUUCUGAGGAAUUAGGCUCUUAUGAGAAAAUGGAGACGGUGAAGACACAAGAACAAGAACAGUCUUACAGUUCUGGUGAUAGUGAUGUUAGCAGAUGUUCAUCUCCAAGGUCUGUCCUUGGAAAGGAUGAACAAAUAAAUAAAGGUCAUUGUGAUUCUGGUACAAGAAUCAAAUCAAAGAAAGAAGAGAAACACUCUACAUCAUUGUCCUCUCCCAGAGACCUGAGCUCAUCCAUCAGAGGAGACAGAGUAUAUUCCCCAUAUGCCCACAGACACAGAAGGAGGGGAAGAUCGAGAAGUUCAGAUUCACGCUCCCAGAGUAGGAGUGGGCAUGAUCAGAAGAAUCGUAGAAAGCAUCAUGGGAAGAAAAGAAUGAAAAGCAAACGAUCCAGAAGCAGGGAGAGUAGCAGACCUAGAGGUAGAAGAGACAAAAAGAGGUCAAGAACUAGAGAUAGCAGUUGGUCUAGAAGAAGCCAGACUCUGUCUCUAAGUAGUGAAAGCACAAGCAGAUCAAGAUCUCGUAGCAGUGAUCAUGGUAAAAGAAGAUCACGGAGCAGAAAUAGAGAUCGUUACUAUUUAAGAAAUAAUUACGGAAGCAGAUAUAAGUGGGAGUAUACUUACUAUAGUAGAAACAAGGACAGGGAUGGCUACGAAUCAUCUUACAGGAGGAGGACUCUGUCCAGAGCUCAUUAUUCCAGACAAUCUUCAAGUCCAGAGUUUAGAAUUAAUUCAUCCUUUUCUGAAAGAACAAAUGCUAGGAAAAAAAAUAAUCACAGUGAAAGGAAAUACUACUACUAUGAAAGGCAUAGAUCAAGGAGCCUGUCUAGUACUCGAUCAAGGACUGCAUCUACAGGGCCUGACCGGACGAGAAAUGAAAAGCCUGGCGGGAAGCGAAAAUACAAAACGCGGCAUUUGGAAGGUGCUAACGAAAUGGCUCAGCCAUCUCGUGAAUUUGCUUCUAAAGUAAAGGAAAGUCAUUACCAAAAAUCUUCAUCAAAAUUGGAUGCAAGCUACAAAAAUGAGAGUGACAGCUUUUCAGACAGCCGAUCAUCAGACAGAGAGACAAAACACAAGAGGAGAAGGAGAAGGACCCGGAGCCUAAGUGUAGAGAUAGUUUAUGAAGGGAAAGCUACCGAUACAGCUAGACAUCAUAAAAAGAAAAAGAAGAAACAUAAGAAGAAGCAUAAGAAACACCAUGGCGAUAAUGCUUCACAUUCCCCAGUUGUGAUUACCAUUGAUAGCGACAGUGAUAAGGAUUCUGAAGUAAAGGAGGAUGUAGAAUGUGACCCUAGUGGUCCUCAAGACCCUCUGCAAAGUGAAUUUUUGGCUUCUUCCUUGGAAUCAUUUGAAACUAAAGAUGUAGUUACAAUAGAAGAUGAAUUUGGUGUCCUGAGCAAGGAGUGUGAUUUCACCACACUUAGUAACAACUUGAAUAAUGCCAACAAAACUGUAGAUAAUAUUCCACCCCAGGCAGCUUCAGUUGAACAAACUCUUGAUGUGAGAGAAGAGAGCACCUUUGCCUCUCAUUUGGAGAACCAGUCCAGUAAUGGCUCGAUUCAGACUGAGCUGUCAAGGCAGCUGCCGUCGCCACGGACAUCAUUAAUGUCAGUGUCUCUUGGUAGAGACCAUGAUAUGUCUUAAAACUGCCAAAGCAUCUCAUUGAGAAUCCUGAUGGUAUAAAAAGAGGAAAAGACAAGCAAAAAACAAUGUCAUCUACUGCAGUCUAUUUAAAGAUGACUUUUGGUAAAAACUCUUUUCUCCUUUAAAAAUAUUUUAAGUGGUUUUUUUUGGUCUGUGUGUGUAUGUUAAAAAUUUGUAAAAACCAUUAUUUGUUCAAAAGUAUGUAUGUCCCACCCUCAGAGAUAUGCACUUUUAAGUGAAGAAAAUGAUAUUGCUAGCAGUUUAUUUAAAACUUGGGAUCCUUUUUAAAUAAAAAAAUAUAAAUUUUAGAAGUUAUUUCAUAAAGCCAUAUGGUAUUGACAUAUUUUUAAAGUAGUUGAUGAGUAUUUUUGAAUUUUUUUUUUGAGAGUUAUUCUGGAAAUGUGUUAUAAACUAGGAGAAUCCCUUUGGACAGUCUUUAUUUUUCUUCUUAAGAAUUUAUAUGAUUCAAAACCAUUUCUUCAGGUUAAAUUGAGGCAUUUUAAUCUACACGGUUUAUCUUGACACCUGCCAAAAGAAAAAUUUAAAUAUUUCCUUUAUAUACUUGUUUAUCUGGACUGCCAGUAAAGCAAAUGUGUAUUCAACAAAAGAAAUAAAACAGUUAACACUUUAAAACAAUCCAGAAAUUUUCUUAUGCAGUAUUGUUUUUUAAAUCAAAUUAUUUUAGUAGAGCUAAAAUCUUGUAAAUAGUUAAGGAUAUACUUGUGUUAUAAAUACUGAGUUUUAGCUGAACUGCAUUUAACCUCACAGUUUUAGUGAUUAUUUUAGUUCUUUAAUGGUUAUGAAGAGUAUCUUAUUUGCUCUCUGUCUUCAGCAAAAUGCAGUUAUGUAGCAUUUAGCUUACUAAAAACAAAAACCCUUGCCA
Messenger RNA from Phacochoerus africanus (Common warthog), 4218 nucleotides. RefSeq names its product TOP1 binding arginine/serine rich protein, E3 ubiquitin ligase (gene TOPORS). The transcript has 3 exons. Gene Ontology annotation, molecular function: ubiquitin protein ligase activity; metal ion binding. The record is from RefSeq and is a predicted model, not a curated record. Bases 195 to 3335 code for a protein of 1046 amino acids. Gene Ontology annotation, biological process: protein polyubiquitination; protein monoubiquitination. NCBI's taxonomy places the organism in Eukaryota, Metazoa, Chordata, Mammalia, Artiodactyla, Suidae.